GCUGUUAUCACAAAAACAACAUUGCUCCCUUAUCACCAUGUCUGAUGAGAAAAUCUCAUUCCGGGAAAGUGAAAAUGCUGACCUUACAACACAGUAGCGUCAUCUCAUUCUCUCCCAGCGACAACAAACUCCCAAGUUUGACUAAUGGCUUCACGAUAAUGUCCAAAAAGAGAGACUUUGCUGAGAAAUCAAACGAAAAAGGACCUCUCUUGCGAAUCAAAGUCCCCAACACAAUUCUUGCUCGAUCUGCUAUCGCUGUUUUGGGUUUGGGAUUCAUUGAUUCUGGGUAUAGUGGUGAUUGGUCAAGAAUAGGCGUGAUCUCUAAAGAAACAGAGCAACUGUUGAAGAUUGCUGCUUUUCUUGUUGUUCCUCUCUGUAUCUUUCUUAUAAUUUCAUUUUCCGAUGAUACAACUGAUUAAAUGUUC
Camelina sativa (false flax) is the source of this 425-nucleotide messenger RNA. RefSeq lists its product as uncharacterized. The record is from RefSeq and is a predicted model, not a curated record. Lineage: Eukaryota; Viridiplantae; Streptophyta; Magnoliopsida; Brassicales; Brassicaceae.